Molecule: messenger RNA, 1176 nt
Organism: Miscanthus lutarioriparius
Lineage: Eukaryota; Viridiplantae; Streptophyta; Magnoliopsida; Poales; Poaceae
Source: the annotation of a GenBank genome assembly
AUGGCGGACCUUACGGACAUCGGUUGCUGCAAUUGCUUUAGCUUUUUAAGGAAGCCCAGUGUACCUGUACAUCAACAUCAGGAUGCUGAUGGCAUGUUAUCUGAAGAUUUACUGAAGCGUCAAUCAGCUGAAGAUCCGGAUGGAAGUUUCUACACUGGAGAUGAUCCUGAUAUAAGCUUUUAUAACGGGGAUGAUCUUGAUAGAAGCUUCUACAAUGGAGAUGAUCCUGAUAGAAGCUUCUACGGUAGAGAUGAUACUGACUAUCUUGAGGGAAGUGAUGAUGGACCACCGAGGAAGAGUUCUGAAGAUAUUAUACAGUCAAGAAUUCAAAAUGGCUUUGCAUGUAGAGAGAUCCCAGUUAAAGAGACUAAAAAAGUAUUUCGCUCAGAGGAUGAAAAUUUUAAUAAGAUGGUCAAUCAAUUUGUCCACUUGGGAAAGAUUGGUUCUGGAAGCUACGGCAAAGUGGUUAUGUACAGAAACAUUAAAGAUGGGAAGUUGUAUGCAGUGAAGGUUCUGAAUAAGCCUUACAUGAUGAAAGUAUCCAUAAUGAAAAUGCUGAAUCACCCCAACAUUGUAAAUCUCGUUGAAGUGAUUGAUGACCCAAACAUAGAUAAAUUCUACAUGGUUCUUGAGUAUGUUGAAGGAAAAAUGGUUUGUGAUAAUGGUUUAGAAGAAGCUACUGCAAGAAAUUAUUUGCGAGACAUAAUAUCUGGUCUUAUGUAUCUUCACUCUCAUAACAUUAUUCAUGGUGAUAUCAAACCAGACAAUCUCUUGGUUACCAGUGCCGGCAAUGUGAAGAUAGGGGAUUUCAGUGUUAGCCAGGAUGAUGAUGAUAUGCUUUGGAGAUCUCCUGGCACUCCUGUUUUCACUGCCCCAGAGUGCUGUCAAGGUUCAGCCUACCAUGGUCGGGCAUCUGAUACAUGGGCAGUUGGUGUAACUUUAUAUUGUAUGGUUUCUGGGCAUUAUCCAUUUCUUGGGGAUACAUUGCAGGAAACUUAUGAUAAGAUCCAGGGGAUCGCAUCACGCUGCAGGCUGCGGCUGAGCAUCCUUGGGUUGCUGGGAAUGAAGGGCCAGUCCCUGAAUUCAUCUGUAGAUGUGGGUUUGGCCGCAGGAAGAGGAAUGAUGUCCGGGAAGAAGUACAAUAACAAAGCAUCCUCGGAUGGUCUACAGGUCUAG